Messenger RNA from Planococcus citri (citrus mealybug), 7411 nucleotides. Its product is annotated as zinc finger protein 271-like. The coding region runs from base 387 to 3380 and encodes 997 amino acids. The record is from RefSeq and is a predicted model, not a curated record. Lineage: Eukaryota; Metazoa; Arthropoda; Insecta; Hemiptera; Pseudococcidae. Gene Ontology annotation, cellular component: nucleus. Gene Ontology annotation, molecular function: RNA polymerase II cis-regulatory region sequence-specific DNA binding; DNA-binding transcription factor activity, RNA polymerase II-specific. The transcript has 9 exons. Gene Ontology annotation, biological process: regulation of transcription by RNA polymerase II.
AAAAGAAAUAACCAAAAUGACUUUCAACAACUAAAAUGGCUGACUUUACGUUUCAAGUUAUUUGUUAUUUAACGUAACCCUUUUAGUUAUUAGACUUUAGUUUAUUCGAUUACGAAUAAUUUAAUUAAACCCGCGUACGAAAUAGUUAGUAAAUUGAAAUUUCGCGUCGUUCGAACGUUAAUUUUACGUGUUUUUAGUGUGUUUGGUUUUAUCUAUGACUGACUAUCACGUUAAUGAACGCCGCCAUAAGGAGAAUUUCGCCUCUGCCUCCGCUUUGCCGCUACGUCUUUAAUUUUAUCAUCAAAUUAUCCUCUUGGAAAUUCUCGUAUAGUAGAGCGAGCUGAUGCGGCCGUUCAUCUAAUGCAUGGGUAGAUUAACCGAGGGAAAUGAAUAAUGAAGCGCAUAACACCGUUCCAUCCUCAUCCGCAUCCUCCACUUCGACUCAGGAGGCUGCUGUGGGGAUGCAACAUGAUCGACCAACUACCUCGGACGCUUUACGAAUACCCGCAUCGUCGGCUACGAUGAUACCCGGCAUCGCGAAAUAUUGGGUGCUGACUAAUCUAUUUCCGGGACCUAUACCUCAGGUAUCGACCGUUUACACGAUUCCAACUUCGACAUCGACCCGAAUCGAAGAUGGCAAGAACACGAUUUCGACUACUCAACCGUGCUUGUCGACUAUACCGGCUACCGAAUCGCUGACACUGAUCGGAGAACACCGAGCUAUAUCAUCGACCGCUUCGCAGCAUCAAUCUCAAAAUCGACCAUUGGUUAUGACCGCCUCAACGCAUCACUCCGCCGGUGAUAAGGCUAAAAUUGAUAAAGCCACUUGUACAGAGAGCAUGGAAACUAAUCAGGCUAUUCAUUGCGAGCUGGCCAUGGUUAACGGAGAAGCCAGGCCGCAACAGCAAAUGAUCGGCUCGUUGACCGCGCAACAACAUCAGCAAUUGCAGGAACAGAUGGCUCAUCAUCAAGCUUUAUCGCAACAUCAGGCUGUUCAGUCGUCGUCGCAUCAGGAUGUUCAUCAAAAUCGAGCUUUAGCCGCGGCGAGUUCCGGUAGCGGGGCUGGUAAAAACGACGAGCAUUGUAAAGAUCAGCAGAUGGAUACGUCGGUCAAAGAUGAACGUAUGAGUACCGAUGGUCAUAAUAGUCGAGAGAAAUCCGUCGCCACCGAGACCAGGUUACCGGUUAUAUCGAUGACUGGUAUCCAAGACGUGAAACCAGAACACCUAAUGGACGUACGCACCAUAGACGGCCAAGUACUCAAAGUGAGCUCGCACGCCGGCGACGAAACGGCCAACAAAACGCUCGGCGUCGAAGUAGUGCCGAGUAUGCCGUCCAUGUACAAGGUGAACGUCGAAGACCUGAAUCAGCUGCUCGCCUAUCACGAAGUAUUCGGCAAACUGCAACCGACUAACGCUUCGGACAUGUCUACGAACGGCGGCGACCAAAACCAGCAACAUUCGCCUACCGUAGCCAUCCUGCACAACAGUUCCGGCAUGGUGGUGAAGUCGUGCGAAACCCUGCCCAACGAUUCGAACAACGCCGGCGGCGUUAUGAGCACCGAUUUGAGCAUAUCGAAUAAUUCGACGUCCGCGUCGCCGGCUCCGGUCAUCGUGCCGACCGGUACGCAUACGUGCGAUAUAUGCGGCAAGAUAUUCCCAUUCCGGUACCAGAUGAUCGUCCACAGAAGGUAUCACGCUGAGAAGAAACCGUUCACGUGUCAGGUGUGCGGUAAAUCAUUCGAAUGCAACGACGACCUGUUGAGCCACGGAAAAUGCCACCUAGGCGGCAGCAUGUACACGUGUACCAUAUGCUUCCACGUGUUCGCCAACGACGAGAGCCUGGAACGUCACGUGAAGCGGCACGCCACCGAUAAACCGUACGCGUGUCCGACCUGUGCGAAGUGUUUCGCGCGCAAAGAGCACCUCGAGAAUCACAUACGUUGCCAUACGGGCGACACUCCGUACCGUUGCCAGUACUGUCACAAGUUCUUCACGCGCAAAGAGCACAUGGUGAACCACGUGCGCAAGCACACCGGCGAAACGCCGCAUCGCUGCGACAUCUGCAAGAAAUCGUUCACCCGCAAAGAGCACUUCGUGAAUCACGUGAUGUGGCAUACCGGCGAAACGCCGCACACGUGUCGCAUCUGCGGCAAGAAGUACACGCGCAAAGAGCAUCUGGCCAACCAUCUGCGUUCGCACACCAACGAUACGCCGUUCAAGUGCGAAAUCUGCGGCAAAUCGUUCACCCGCAAGGAGCACUUUACCAAUCACAUCAUGUGGCACACGGGCGAGACGCCGCAUCGAUGCGACUUCUGCUCGAAAACCUUCACCCGUAAGGAGCAUCUGCUGAACCACGUUCGUCAGCAUACCGGCGAGUCGCCGCAUCGUUGCACCUACUGUACAAAAUCGUUCACCCGCAAGGAGCACUUGGUGAACCACAUUCGCCAGCAUACCGGCGAGACGCCGUUCCAGUGUCAAUUCUGCCCGAAAGCGUUCACCCGCAAGGAUCACCUGGUGAAUCACGUUCGCCAGCAUACCGGCGAAUCGCCGCACAAGUGCACCUACUGCCCGAAAUCGUUCACCCGCAAAGAGCACCUUACCAAUCACAUUCGCCAGCAUACGGGCGAAACGCCGCACCGCUGUCACUACUGCUCCAAGGGUUUCAUGCGCAAAGAGCACCUGACCAACCAUAUCCGCAUCCAUACGGGCGAGUCGCCGCAUCGUUGCGACUUCUGCAACAAAACCUUCACCCGCAAAGAGCACCUGACCAACCAUCUGCGUCAGCAUACCGGCGAAACCGAGCACAACUGUACCGUCUGCUCGAAACCGUUCACCCGCAAAGAGCACCUGGUCAACCAUAUGCGCUCGCACACCGGCGAACGACCGUUCGCCUGCACCGAAUGCGGCAAAUCGUUCCCGCUCAAGGGUAACCUGCUGUUCCAUCAGCGCAGCCAUCAGAAAGGUAUACCGGCCGAGCGUCCGUUCAAGUGCGACAUCUGCCCGAAAGAUUUCACCUGCAAGGGUCACCUGGUGUCGCACCGGCGUAGCCAUUCGAACGAACGUCCGCACGCCUGCCCGCAGUGCAACAAGUGCUUCGUCGAACGAUCCAACAUGCUGAAGCAUAUACGUAAAAAUCACAACAUGGUGGUGCCGCCGUUGAUGCCGCCUAACGCGAUACCGCAUACCAAUCCGGCCAUCUUAGGCGCCGCCGGAGUUACGCCCAGUACCUCGCAAGCGCAAGCUAUCGCCGCCGCAGCAGCAGCCGCCCAAAUACCGCAGGUAGCUCAACCGAACGCCGCCAACAUACAUCAUACUUCGAAUCCGAAUCCGUUAGCUUUGAUCGUGCCUGUACCGAAUACCGUCUUGGCGACGUAUUGAUGAACACAGAGAUGCCAUCGUGAGCUUUCUCUCUCGCCGCCGCCGCCGUUCUCCUCCUCUUAUGUUUACUUCGUCACGGAGUGUAAUCCGGCCCGGAGGACCAUCGAGUACACGUUUUUGUUAGCUUUAUGUACCUGACUCUCCCCCCAUCUGCGUGUAUAGCCUGUUGAAGGGAGAUGCUCGAAAACCAGCGUGGAAGUAUUGUCCGGCCCGGAGGACCAUAAGUACUGUCUACAGAACCGGUCCAAAUGUGUGUGGGUUUACCCACGAGGUAUUUCCAGCGCGUUAGUAAUCGUUGGUUUGAGUGUGUGGAGUAAAAUCCGGCCCGGAGGACCAUCGAGUACUUUAUUUUGUUAGCCCUAUGUACCUGACUCUCCUCCCCCCCCACAUAUAGCCUGCUGGAGGGAGAUGCACGAAAACUAACCUGGGAGUAUAGUCCGGCUCGGAGGACCAUAAAUACUGUUUCCAAUAUAGAAUCCAAUUGUGUGUGGGAUUACCUCUCAGAGGUAUUUCCAUCGAGUUAGUAAUCGUUGAUUUGUGUGUGAUUUGAGUUUUACUCCCUGCUAUAUGGUGCCUCGUUUACCAAUCUUCCUGAUUCGAGUAGUACGCGGUAUUCUGUAUUUUUUUUUUUUAUAUAAUUGUGUUAGUUUUUUUCUUCUUUUUUCUUUUGUCUUGUUUUUUUUUUCUUCUCCUAAGGUGUAUAUGUACCUAUUGUAUUUGCGUACUACUAAUUUCUACUACUACUAUUAUUAUGUACUACUGCUACGUCAGAAGAAUAAUCAUUGCUACGUCUUAUCAUUAUUUUACCUACCACUCCGUUUUUAUCACCAUAAGAAUACGAAAUUCGGACUGUGCAAAUCAGUCGUUCGUUCCAAACCAUAAUGAUUUGCACGAUCCGAAUAGUACAUAUUAUUGUUUUAUGUAUGUAUGUAUUUGGAAAAAGGUAAUGGUAUUUUUACGACUGGAGAGAGAGAGAGAGGAAGAGGAGGGAAAGGAUGUCUUUCACUGGUCGUUUUUUUUUUCAAUGUUAUGGAUUUUCCCGCCUUUUUUUUGUCUUUUGAUUUAUUGAAAUAACUUCUUUAUUAGGUAUGGUUAGUAGUGUCUUUUUUUUAAUUUCCAAUUUCGGAAUGUUUUUCGAGGUGUAACGCGCGUGUUUUAAUUUUGCACUAUAUAUACAUAUUUUUCUUAUACUAUAUUAUGUAUCGGUAUUAUCGAUUUCGUUUGUUUUAUUGUAUCGUUCGUUUCUUCUCUUAUAUAUUUCUAUUUGAAUGAAUUUUCAACUGAUAGAGGACCAAAUACGUGUAUAUUGUAAUCUGUUUUUAUCAUUUUUUCGAUUUUACUUUUUUUUUUUGUAUCGUUUUAAGGAUGUAUAUUUUUUUCCUCUUUUUUUUUUUGUUUGUUUUAUAUUUCGAUGAAGGGUCCCACCUCCCGGAAUGUUCACCCUAGUUUGUUUUCGUCCUAUAAUGUAGCAAGAGAUUUUUGAAGUUUAAAAAAUGGAGAAUUUUUUCUUCUUGGGGAGUAUGGAUUUGGUGAAUUGAGUGAACGAUUGGAAGGAUAGAAAAAGAAAGGGAUAAAGGAUAAGAAAAAUUACGAGCCUUGGUUACAAUAUUUUUGUAAAUUGGAGUGUAUUGUGAAAAAAGAUUUGAAGAAGAAUGCGAAAUUCCAUCCUGUCGACUUGUUAGCGCGAGGAGAGGGGAAGGAGUGAUGAUGUGUUGUUGAAACUGUCGAAAGUGACUGAAUGAGUUUUAUCUCGAGGGAAUGAUUCGUUCGUGAACGAUUAGAUUAUGUGAAUUAGUUUUUUGUUUUUUCUCAAACUCAAAUUAUUAAUUAAUGUUGCUGAAUCGUUCGCGAACGAUCCAAGUGAUCAAAAUGAAUCGAGAGUGAAAUAUUCGAGUCUUUGAUGAAUCGUUUGCGAACGACUCAAAUUGAAAAUGAACGAAUCAAAAUUGAAAAUGAGUCGUUCGCGAAUGAUUCAUAGAGUCGUUCACGAACGAUUCAAAUUAAAGAUGAGUCGUUCGCAAACGAUUCAUGUGGAAAGUGAGUCAUUCGCGAACGAUUCAUGUGGAAAGUGAGUCAUUCGCGAACGAUUCUUGUGGAAAGUGAGUCGUUCGCGAACGAUCCAAGUGAUCGAAAUGAAUCGAGAGUGAAAUAUUCGAGUCUCUGAUGAAUCGUUUGCGAACGACUCAAAUUGAAAAUGAACGAAUCAAAAAUCAAAAUUGAAAAUGAGUCGUUCGCGAAUGAUUCAUAGUCGUUCACGAACGAUUCAAAUUGAAGAUGGGUCGUUCGCGAACGAUUCAUGUGGAAAGUGAGUCGUUCGCGAAUGAUUCAAAUAGAAAGUGAGUCGUUCGCGAACGAUUCAAAUAGAAAAUGAGUCGUUCGCGAACGAUUCGAAUUGAAAGCGAGUCGUUCGCGAACGAUUCAUAUUGAAGAUGAGUCAUUCGGGAACGAUUCAUAUUGAAAGUGAGUCGUUCGCGAACGAUUCAAUUAGAAAAUGAGUCGUUCGCGAACGAUUCGAAUUGAAAGCGAGUCGUUUGCGAACGAUUCAUACUGAAGAUGAGUCGUUCGCGAACGAUUCAUAUUGAAAGUGAGUCGUUCAUGAAUGAUUCAUAUUGAAAACGAGUCGUUUGACUAGAAAGUUUAUUCCAGCUAUGUUUUCAGUACUUUUUGGUUCAGUUUUGGUAUGUGUUGAGUUUGAUUAAUUCCUGAAAAUUGAACGGAUUUUGCGAAUGAUUCAUUUUCCCGUAGUAAAGUCGUGCGAAAAAAUUCAACGAGAUGAAUUCCAUCUUCCUCUCCUGCCGUCCUGCUCCUUUGAUCAUCAUUUAUCAACCCCCUUCCCUCUGCGUCUCCCUUUUUCUCAAUUUUACCACAUAUUGUAAAUAAUUAACGGAUGAAUUUUAAUGCUUUAACUAUUCGAAUCUUUUUCUUCACUAUUGACCCCUACCAAUAUUACCUAUUACCUAUUAGAAUUAAUUAUUCUUUAUUAAUUUAUUUUUUUUGGUACAUUUUGUAACGAUUUGAUAAUUUCGUAUACCUAUACCUAUAUAGUUGUGAUAAAAACGAAGAUAUUUUUCGAAGUCGUCGGUUAUAAGGGUGACGUUAUUUUCAUUCUUCACGUGGUCAAUUAAUAAUAUCGUAAUAUCGAACGGGAAAAAUAAUUAAUAGAAAGAAAUUGGUCUUUAAAAUGAUGAUGUUUUGAACCAGGGUUAUCGUGUAAAUUACAAAUUUGAAGAAAAAAAUUUAUAUAUUGGAGAAAAGGUGUAUUUUAUAUAUUCGUGUGUAAAUAUUAUUCAUUUUUCAUUUCGUAUUUUUUUCCUUUUUUUUUUCUUAUCCCUUAUCCGUUUUAUUUUUUCCUUGCCCGUCACUUACUAUUUUUACUCGGUCGCGUAAUGUUUAUUAAAUUUAUUUUUUUUUGGAAUAUAGGUAGGUGUUCCUUAUUUCUUUUUGUGGUAUUAUAAGUGUUCAUGAAAAUAUUUUUUGUGAAUGGAAUUAUCGUAUGAGCGAGAGGAGGUAAUUAGGUGUUUUGAGAAUGUUGUUGUUGCUGCUUGAGUUACUAUGUAUUUUAUUGUGAUGAUGGUCUUCUGAGUAAUUAACGAGCUCGUUGUUGGGGUUUUACGCUGUGGAAGACUUUAAAAAAAAGAAUCGUCUAACAACGCCUUAUGUAAGUUUAUACAUACGAGUACAUAUAAUGGAAUUGUGUAUAAUAUUGAUUGUAUUAUAAAUUAAAACAAAAAAAAUGUUAUAUUAUCACAGCGGGAAGUGCUUCUACAAAAGUUUAUUUACCAAGAAUUAAUGAAUAAUGAUUGAUUUACAAUUUAUAAUAAUUUUAACACGUUGAUUAUUCUUCUAUUGACCCGCCCCCUGUCCCUGUGUCCCCGUCCCUGUACCGCCUUUCUUAUUUAUAUCCCCCCAACCCCACCAUCCCCCAGUCCCCUUGUUCCCUUUGAAUUUUAAUAGUAGGUAAAUACAAGUAUAAUACGGAUAGAGUUCGGAUUACUUUUAAAAAAUUAAUGUAAAUAAAUUUUAUAGUCUUA